This is a messenger RNA of Momordica charantia (bitter melon), 2240 nucleotides long. RefSeq names its product Amidase family protein. The record is from RefSeq and is a predicted model, not a curated record. Gene Ontology annotation, molecular function: glutaminyl-tRNA synthase (glutamine-hydrolyzing) activity. NCBI's taxonomy places the organism in Eukaryota, Viridiplantae, Streptophyta, Magnoliopsida, Cucurbitales, Cucurbitaceae.
UCAGAAUCUGCAGCGAGUGACUCAGCCAUGGCGGUGGACAAGUGUCCUCCAACGGCGAUGACUCGUACCAGUACCGCCGCCAACUGCUUCUUCUUCCUCAUCUUCUCCUUCUUCGGAGUUGCAAUCCAAUGCAUUCCAGUUUCUCCUCACGCUUCCGUUUCCCCCGACCAAUCGCCGCCUCUUCCUCCUUUCAGACCAAUGGACAGCAAAAGUGACACUGAAUGUUUGAAAAAUGGGGGGAAAGGAUCUCUUCUCAAACAUGUAUUUAGAGCAUUUGAUGCGGAUUUCUUCAAUAAUACAAAGAUGGAGGAGAUUUUAAGGGGAGAAGAAGAAUUUAAUGUGCCUAUAACCAGAGCCAAUAGAAAGUUAGUUGCUUCUGAAAAUGGAGGUCUGCAUAACCCUUCUCCUUUGGUGUUCAAACCUGGGUGGGCAGACGAAAGAUUUCGACAUAGGAACGGAAGAUUUUGCUAUCCUCCUGUAUCUGGAGUAAAGAGACCAAAAAAUGAUGAAGAUAUUGCCUUCAUGAGUGUUCUUGAACUUGGCGAACUGGUCAAAACGAAGCAGGUUACAUCUCUGGAGCUUGUACAAAUUUUUCUGCAGAGAUUGAAAAGGUACAACCAUGUUCUUGAAGCAGUCGUUUCUUUUACUGAAGAAUUGGCUCAUAAACAAGCAAAAGAGGCUGAUGAAUUGUUUGCCCGAGGAGUGUAUUUAGGUCCACUGCAUGGAAUUCCAUACGGGCUGAAGGAUAUAAUUUCUGUACCAGGAUACAGAACAACUUGGGAUUCAAGAAGUUUUAAGGAACAAGUAAUUGAUGUUGAAGCUUGGGUUUAUCAGCAGUUGAAGUCAGCGGGUGCUGUUCUUGUUGCAAAACUUGUUUCUGGAUCGCUUGCAUAUGAUGACAUCUGGUUCGGUGGUCGGACAAGAAACCCAUGGAAUAUUGAGGAGUUCUCUACAGGGUCAUCAGCUGGACCUGCUGCUUGUACUUCUGCAGGUAUGGUUCCAUUUGCAAUUGGAUCAGAAACUGCUGGCUCAAUGACUUUUCCUGCUGCUCGGUGUGGAGUGACUGCACUACGGCCAACGUUUGGAACAGUUGGUCGAACUGGAGUGAUGAGUAUUUCUGAAAGCUUGGAUAAGCUUGGUCCAUUUUGUAGAAAUGCUGUUGAUUGUGCAGUCAUUUUGGAUGUCAUUAGAGGAAAGGAUCCACAUGAUCUCUCAUCAGUUGAGAGUCCUCUUGACGAUCCGUUCUCCAUCGACAUUUCAAAGCUUACCGUUGGAUAUCUUGAUGAUGCUGACAUGGAGGUUGUUCGGGUUCUUUCGUCGAAGGGUGUUAAUAUGGUGCCAUUCAACUUAUCUUACACUGUUGACUCUGUUCAAGGCAUUCUUAACUUCACUAUGGAUGUUGAUAUGUUGGCUCACUUUGAUGAGUGGCAACGGAUGGGGCUUGAUGAUCAAUAUGAAGCUCAAGACCAAUGGCCGACCGAACUGCGUCGUGCGCGUGUACUUUCAGCAGUGGACUAUGUACAGGCACAGAGAGCAAGGGGGAAGCUAAUGAGGGAGGUUAAAGAAAGUUUUAGUGUCGAUGCUUUCGUUGGCAAUGCCACGGACUGGGAGAGGGUUUGUAUGGGAAAUCUUGUUGGUUUGCCUGUUAUUGUUGUUCCAACAGGAUUCAAAAACAUCUCAAACCCACCUCCCACUGCCACCAGACGAAGAACCACCAUUACCACCGGCAUUUAUGCUCCUCCUCACAGGGAUCACAUCGCUCUGGCUUUGGCGAUGGCUUACCAGUCUGCAACAAAUCACCACAGAGCAAGACCACCCAUUGAUAAUUUGGGGCCUCAUGAUUCUAUACCAGAUACACCCCUGGCGCCUAUUCCUCCAAGAUUAUUGCACGUUUGAAGAUGAAUCUGCACUUUAUUUCAUGGUUUUCUCAAGCCUAACACGACCUAGAAAAUGGUACAUACUAUCCUUAGUGCAAAGCCUUGGCCUUAUCUUACAUUUUGGUUCCCACGCUUCUUUCGCUUCACCAACGAACGGAUUUAAAUAUGUAAGGAUUUAGUUAAUGUGGUUUAUAAUUUGUAAUAGUUCGGUAUAAUUGUCUACCGGUCGGUCUAUUCAAUCUUUUAUGUGUAAUGGUUGUCUCCCUAGCAAAACGCUUCAAGUCUCUAGAUGGUUUAUUUGAAGCCACUGUCAAGUAAGUUUUGGUUCGUUGGGUUACUUUAUCUUGUUCUAUUAGACAACUA